This is a messenger RNA of Micropterus salmoides (largemouth bass), 1496 nucleotides long. It is a transcript of the gene tm4sf21a, whose product is annotated as transmembrane 4 L six family member 21a. The record is from RefSeq and is a predicted model, not a curated record. Lineage: Eukaryota; Metazoa; Chordata; Actinopteri; Centrarchiformes; Centrarchidae. Bases 236 to 808 code for a protein of 190 amino acids. The transcript is spliced from 5 exons. Gene Ontology annotation, cellular component: membrane.
GUCACUAUGCUUCUGCGGCCUAUCCCGGGCUCUCUGUUAGUCCAUGUUAUCUUUUUUGCCAUUAUUUCCCACACCCUGAAAAUCACACGAACUUGGGCUAUUUACUUUCUGCUCACGGAGACACAGUUCAUUCGCUGGGUCAGCUUCAAGCAAAACUGUCUGACAACAGGAAGAAUUUCAGCUCAGUCACACAGAACAAGUUUGACAGCAGUUAGUUAGUUUUCCUUUUGACAACAUGUGCACUGGAAAAUGCUCCCGUUGCAUUGCUGUUACUCUGUACCCAUUAGUGGUCAUAUCCAUCAUCUGUAACAUAGUGUUGUUCUUUCCUGGAGGAGACGUCAAGUACGCCAAAGAUGGACACAUUACCGAGGAGGUGAAAUACAUGGGGGGACUCGUUGGAGGGGGUUUACUGGUGUUGAUCCCAGCACUUUACAUCCACUUGACUGGGGAAAAGGGCUGCUGUGGGAAUCGCUGUGGGAUGUUCUUAUCAAUUGCAUUCGCUGCAGUGGGUGUGGCUGGUGCAGUUUACAGCUUCAUUGUGGCAGUGCUCGGGUUGCAAAAUGGGCCCCUCUGCAAAGUUCUUCUGAUUUGGACAACGCCUUUUAAAAACAGCCAAAAGAAUUACCUGACCGACGACACGUGGUGGGGGACAUGCACAGAGCCCAAGAACAUCGUGCAGUUCAACACUGGAUUGUUUGGCACUCUGGUGGCCACGAGCGCUCUGCAGGUGAUUCUUUGCGCCAUUCAGAUGAUCAAUGGGCUCUUUGGCUGCCUGUGUGGAACCUGCACCAACAAAGGGCCGCUGUGAGGUCCUGACAGCUGACUGGCGCUCCCUGCUGGAAGACUGAGAGUAGUGUUCCCUGCUGCAUCUGCUAAACAUAAUUCGCUCUUAACUUGCUGUCUUGUGACAUCAGAUUUCAUAUUUUUUUAUGUGUAUUUCAUGAUGCUUUAAUACUUUAUUAUAAUAAAAGACAGAAAUCUUAAUUAUUUGCAGUGUAAUAAAAAAAAUGGCACAGUAUAAGAAACAAUUCUAGUUAUUUGGUUAAUUCUGAAUAAAUUGUUUUUAAAAAGCUGAUUCACAGCUACAGCUGUCUUGUAACACUGUAAUUGGCAUUUUACAACAAUAUUAACCUUUUUGGUUUAUUUUACCUUCCAUUUUAAACAACUGUCUUCAAGAGAUAGCUUGUAAAAUGAAAAACAGGACAAAGUUAUUCUCCAAUGACACCUUUAAUGUAGAUUGUAUUACUACAAUGAAUAGCAGUAUUGAUAUCUGUACAAUCAUUUCAGUAUUACUGCAAAUUGUUAGCAUUCCAAAAUACCUAUAUUUCUUAAUUAACUUUAAAAUAAUAUGACAGAGAUUUAUUUCUGUCAUCUACUAAGCACUGGGGAAAUAAACUGCACAUAGAAUGUAGUGUGCAAAUGGUACAUUGAAUGAGGCAGUUGAUAUUUUCUUUCACUGAUUUGUACAUAACAAUAAAGGGAUACACAACAAAAAA